Salvelinus sp. IW2-2015 is the source of this 2645-nucleotide messenger RNA. RefSeq names its product calpain 1 (gene capn1). Gene Ontology annotation, molecular function: calcium ion binding; calcium-dependent cysteine-type endopeptidase activity. The record is from RefSeq and is a predicted model, not a curated record. Lineage: Eukaryota; Metazoa; Chordata; Actinopteri; Salmoniformes; Salmonidae. Gene Ontology annotation, biological process: proteolysis. Gene Ontology annotation, cellular component: cytoplasm.
AGCAUAAUCGAAUCCAACCACUGGUUAAACCCAUGCGCUUCACGCUGGGCUGUGGAUGGAACAGGGCUAAACAUAACGGACUAGAGAACAGAGAGAAAAACAUAUUGAACCGAUAAACAACCACCAAAAGGGGCUUUUGGUGGGACAACAAGGUACAGCCAACUCGCCGAGUCUCACCUCAUUCUAUUGGCUUCUGAGCCCUGUCUGCUAAAGGUACAGCCAGCCAAUCAGUGAAUUGUUGCCGUGACUCUGAGAUCUGCCUGGUGCUGUGAAGAAGACGUUUUCCUUCUGAGCCCAUCCUCCAGUCCCCACUCUGCCACUUUUUACAUGACUAGGACUGUCACUUGCUCUCCAUUAAGCCGUCUGCCUGUCACAGCCUAUUAUCACCAGCUCAUCUACAAUUUUAACCUCAUCAUUGGCUGUUGCUGUUCUAUGUCUGAUUCCUAAUUGAACGUCAGCCAUUGACCUCCUCCCUGACUGGCUCCCUGGAUUAGCUUUGACCUUUGACCUCUGCCACAGCCAAAUACGACUACGGCCAGGUGAGAAUGGAGCAGGUGUAUGCGUCGGGGAUGGCCGCCAAGUUGCGCAGCCAGUGGGACCGGGACGAGGGUCUGGGCCAGAACCACAACGCAGUCAAGUUCUUAGGCCAGGACUUUGAGUCGCUGAGGGCCCGGUGCCUCCAGAGCCGCAGCCUGUUUGAGGACAGCCUGUUCCCCUGCGCCUCCUCCUCUCUGGGGUUCAAUGAGUUGGGACCACGCUCCUCCAAGACCAAAGGAGUACGCUGGAUGAGACCUACGGAGGUCUGUACCCGACCUCAGUUCAUAGUGGAUGGAGCCACUCGCACGGAUAUCUGCCAGGGAGCUUUAGGUGACUGCUGGUUGCUGGCAGCCAUAGCCUCGUUGACUCUGAACGACAACCUCCUCCACAGAGUGGUGCCUCAUGGACAGGACUUCGGAGGCCAGUACGCUGGCAUCUUCCACUUCCAGUUCUGGCAGUACGGGGAGUGGGUGCAGGUGGUGAUUGAUGACAGGCUGCCGGUGAAGGAUGGGAAGCUACUCUUUGUCCACUCUGCCGAGGGAGGAGAAUUCUGGAGCGCCCUGCUGGAGAAAGCCUACGCCAAGCUGCAUGGCUGUUACGAGGCCCUGUCGGGAGGCAGCACGUCCGAGGGUUUUGAGGACUUCACAGGAGGGGUAACGGAGAUGUAUGAGCUGAGGAAAGCGCCCUCUGACCUCUACAGUAUCAUCAGCCGGGCCGUGGAGAGAGGAUCGCUGCUGGGCUGCUCCAUAGACAUCACCGGUAGUCAGGACAUGGAGGCUGUGACCUUUAAGAAGCUGGUGAAAGGUCACGCCUACUCAGUGACCGGGGUCGACGAGGUGGUGUACAGGGGGAAUAUGACCAAACUGGUCCGCAUACGCAACCCCUGGGGAGAGAUAGAGUGGACUGGUGCCUGGAGUGACAACUCCAGAGAGUGGGAGAGCGUGGACCGGUCAGUCAGAGGGCGACUCCAGAACCGCAGCGAGGACGGAGAGUUCUGGAUGUCAUUCAGCGACUUCCUGCGUGAGUUUACGCGUCUGGAGAUCUGUAACCUCACAGCAGACGCCCUGGAGGCCAACCAGCAGAAGAAGUGGAGCUCAGCCGUCUACCAGGGGGAGUGGAGGAGGGGCAGCACGGCCGGGGGCUGCAGGAACUUCCCCGCCACAUUCUGGAUCAACCCACAAUUCAAGAUCGCCUUGCAGCACCCCGACACAGCCGGCCAAUCAGAUUGCAGCUUCCUGGUGGCGCUGAUGCAGAAGGACCGGAGAAAGAAACGCAAGGAGGGAAAGGACAUGGAGACCAUCGGAUUCGCCAUUUACGAGGUUCCUAAUGAGUACGUGGGUAGAUCAGGCAUCCACCUGAAGAGAGAUUUCUUCCUGACGCAYGGUUCCAGCGCCCGCUCUGAGCUCUUCAUCAACCUGAGAGAGGUGAGCUCUCGCUUCCAGCUGCCCGCCGGGGAGUACAUCAUCGUCCCUUCCACCUUCGAACCCCAGAAGGAGGGAGACUUUGUCCUCAGGGUCUUCUCUGAGAAACCAGCUAACUCAGAGGAGCUGGAUGAUGACGUCACAGCUGAACUUCCUGCAGAGUCUCAGCUGGACGAGAGCCAGAUUGACGCUGGCUUCAAGAGUCUGUUCAGACAGCUGGCUGGGGAGGACAUGGAGAUCAGUGCCACAGAGCURCAGACCAUACUCAACAGGAUCAUCAGCAAGCACAAAGAUCUGAAGACAGAUGGAUUUGGACCAGAAGCUUGUCGCACUAUGAUCAACCUGAUGGAUACUGAUGGUAGUGGUAAACUGGGACUGGCCGAGUUCCACGUGCUGUGGGAGAAGAUUAAACGAUACCUGACUGUAUUCCGUCAGUAUGACCUGGACAAGUCAGGCACCAUGAGUUCCUAUGAGAUGAGGAUGGCCCUGGAGGCGGCAGAAACCUUCAAGACGAUGGACACAGAUUCUGAUGGAGUCAUAGAACUCAACUUCUUCCAGUGGAUCACCCUGACCAUGUUUGCCUAAAGAUGAUGGACUCACUGAUGUUAUUGCACCAGACUACACUAAUGUAAUUUCAGAAGUGCCUUUCUCUGGCUCUUCCUCUCUGCACUGCAGAGAUCCAUGGAU